Molecule: messenger RNA, 1017 nt
Organism: Cucumis melo (muskmelon)
Lineage: Eukaryota; Viridiplantae; Streptophyta; Magnoliopsida; Cucurbitales; Cucurbitaceae
Product: upstream activation factor subunit UAF30-like
Exons: 2
Coding region: 199-669 (156 amino acids)
Cellular component (GO): nucleus
Source: RefSeq, a predicted model, not a curated record
GUACUUUAGGUGGGUGAUCCGAAAAGCAUUUAAGGAAGCAGUUCCCCCCCUUAGGGCAAGCAAACGGUCCAAAGGCAGUCCAAAUUUCACGUUUGUAGUUUACAACGGAGCCCUUGGUUUUGCGGCGAGUUUUUCCCGAUUCAUCUCCUCCACUAAACCCUCCGCCGGAAACCGACUGCAAGAACCGAGCGAGUUACAAUGUCUUCUGGAUUCAACAAUGGCUUAAGGGUUUUCAGAGCCUGUAGAACUCUCUUAGCUCCGUCCAAAUCCUCUGCUACCGUUCCCGCCACCGCUCCCAAAUCCAAGACGACCACGAAGCCGAAGACGAAGCUGCCCAAGGUGAAGACUCCUCCGAGCUCCGUUGCUGCUGCUGGUGUUGCAGCCACGCCCGAGCCGAAAAUAAAAAAGGGAACGUCUCGACCGUCGGGGAUUCUGAAGGUCACCCAGGUUUCUCCAGCGUUGAGCAACUUCUUGGGUGUAUCGGAGGCUUCUCGCACCGACGCCGUCACGCAGAUCUGGUCCUACAUCAAGCUCCACAACCUUCAGAAUCCUGAUAACAAAAGAGAGAUCUACUGCGACGAUAAACUUAAAGCCAUAUUCGAAGGAAGGGAAAAGGUUAGUUUCUUAGAGAUCGGAAAAAUGCUCGCCCGCCAUUUUGUAAAGAACUGAUGCAGGUGAUGAGAGAUCAACUUUCACUCCCCACCUUUUCAAUCCAUUUAGUUAGCAAUUGUCUUGUUUAGCUCAUAUUUUUUUUAGGUAACAUUGAUGAACUUUCUUCCCGACGGUGCAUUUGAAGGUCUUACUCCAAUUGUGAUGUCUGGUAAGUUUGUUGGGCAUUUUGUAAAAAGGAUAACCCCAAAUUAGAUAUCUUCCAUUUUCUUCACAAGUUGAAGCCUUUUUUUCCCUAAUCAGAUUGUACAUUUUGUUUUGUAUAGUGCUUCCUCUUAUUUUAUUUCACCUCCAAAUCAUAUUGAUGGAUGAAAUACAAGAUGUCAAUGAAUUAUUUUUUAUCACAAA